AUGAACACCACGGGGCGUUACAACGAGCCGCCGUCCACGGUCAACCUGGGGACCGACAUCGACGAUUUCCCCGAAUUCGAGCCUUUCCGAGACGACGCGGAGGACUCGGAGGAGGACGGGGAGCCCGAGCCGCGGGGCCCCGGGGAGCUGAGCGUGCAGGCGGUGGACAUGUGCAGGCACAUCAACAUGCCCAAGCACCGAACCCAAGCCUACGUCACCGACAACCUGGUGGUCCGCCGGGGGCAAGAGUUCGUCCUGCACGUCACCUUUUCCCGAUCCAUCACCCCCAGGGACAGGUUCCGGCUGGAGUUCCUGAUCGGUUCCAACCCCGCCAUCCAAAAGCGCACCCUGGAGUGGGUGACGUUCGGCACGCGGGAUCGGGGCCGGUGGUCGGGUCGCAUCUUGGACAGCCGGGGGCCCCGGGUGGUGUUGGGAGUCACGCCCAGGGCCGACAGCAUCAUCGGAAGGUUCCGCAUGUACAUCACCCUCAUCUACAAAUGGGGCCUGAAGCGCACCAGGAGGAACCCUGACACCGACUGCUACUUGCUCUUCAACUGCUGGAGCGUCGAGGACGCGGUGUAUUAUCCCGACGAACCGGGACGGCAGGAGUACGUCCUCAACGACAACGGCGUCAUCUACAUGGGCUCCAGGGAAAAUUUGCUCAGUCGCGACUGGGUCUACGGCCAGUUUGAACGCGGCGUCUUGGACGCCUGCAUCUACAUGCUGGACGCCUGCCGCAUGCCCAUCACCACGCGCGGCAACGCCAUCCACAUCGUCCGGAAGGGUUCCGCCGUGAUCAACUCUCAGGAUGAAAACGGCGUGCUGGUGGGCAACUGGAGCGAGAACUUUUCCGGGGGCACGGCGCCCACGCUGUGGACCGGCAGCGUGAACAUCAUGCUACAGUACGCCAACACGGGCACCCCCGUGCGCUACGGCCAGUGCUGGGUGUUCGCAGGGGUCUUCAACACCUUUCUGCGCUGCCUGGGCAUCCCGGCCAGAGUCAUCUCCAACUUUAACUCGGCUCACGACAACAACGGCAACCUGAAAAUCGAGCUUAUCUUCAAAUCCGACGGUUCCGCGGACAUGCGCAACACGCACGACUCCAUCUGGAACUACCACUGCUGGAACGAGGUCUUCAUGAGGAGGCCCGACCUGCCGCCCCGACUGAGCGGCUGGCAGGUGGUGGACGCCACCCCCCAGGAGACCAGCGACGGACUGUACCGCUGCGGUCCCGCCUCGGUCGUCGCCAUCAAGGAGGGUCUGGUGGGGCACGCUUACGACGGGCCUUUCAUCUUCGCCGAGGUGAACAGCAACGUCAUCUACGUGACGCGGGACAAAUACGGCAACGACAUUUACACCUACGUGGACAAGAGGCUGGUCGGAACGGGACUCUUCACCAAGCGCAUCCUGGUGGACAAAGCCGAUGAUAUCACCCUCACCUACAAGUACCCAGAAGGAAGCGUCGACGAAGAGAAGGCCAUGCAGACCGCCGAGAGCUUCGGCCUUGCCCGAGACCAACCGGCCGCCGCGGAUCCCGCGAUCACCGUCACCCUCUCCGUUGACCAGGUCUCCAUGGAGCUGGGGAUGGACGUGGAACUGAAGGUAGAGCUCCACAAUCGCGGCGACGCGGCCCUGACGGUGAAGGCGUUGCUGACGUGCGCCGUGGUCUUCUACACGGGCGUGGUGUCCAACCGUUUCAAAUCGGAGGCCCUGGAAGUCACCGUGGCGCCCGAUAAGAAGGAGACCGUGCUGGUGAAGAUCGAGGCUGAGGAAUACUUAAAACACAUGGGUUUCCAGCGCUUCCUGGCCUUCACUCUGGUGGGCAGCGGCGAUAGCGGCGGCCUCAAAGCCGUCAAGGUGGUCUACUUACGGGCCCCCGACCUCCAGCUGAAGGUGAGCGGGGUUCAAGCGGUCGGACAGGACAUGUUUGUCAACGUCUCCUUCACCAACACCUUCAAAUUCCCUCUCUACAACGUCACCGUGGCCCUAGAGGGCCCUCGGGUCAUGUCCAACAGGCAACGCUUCUACAAUAUCCUCCAACCUCAAGCUUCCUUUAACUGGAAGGAGUCCUUCGUACCGGAAACGAUGGGAAAGCGCACCCUGGUGGCCGUGAUGUCCAGCGCAAAUCUGUGCGAGAUCUGGGGAAAGAUCGAGUUCGUCGUGGAGGACAAACUCCACGUCGAAGAGGCCUCCGACUGA
Messenger RNA from Nerophis lumbriciformis (worm pipefish), 2199 nucleotides. The record is from RefSeq and is a predicted model, not a curated record. Lineage: Eukaryota; Metazoa; Chordata; Actinopteri; Syngnathiformes; Syngnathidae.